UGGUGAGUUAGUUCGCCGCGUGUUUUGAUGCGUACGCUACAAUUUCACAUGUAGAUGGGCAAUGAAAGAUAUCCUAAGAACUUCUUAUUCCUACUUGAAAAGGAAAAUUAGGCCUUCCUCCAUAUCGUUUUUUCCGAAACCCACAAUCUUCAGUGUAUUUAGGAAGUCAAGGGUAGUCGACUCUUUGGACUCUAUUCGAAAUCCUCCAGCGACUACGCAGUUUGCAUUAAAAAAUGCUUACAUACCACUCACCCGUAGGACGCUCAUUCGAGAACUAUUGCAGGACAGUAGGACAGUAUUACCAUCCGAAAGAAAAAGCUUUGAGAAAAUAGCUAUCUUUCUUGACAGAAAGCUGGAAAGUCAGUUUCAAAUUCUUCAGAGUGAAUUUUCGGCUCUAUCACGUCCUCUCGAUGUUUCAAAUAAUUCAGAAGGGACCAGUUCGUUUUCUGUUGAUACAUCCAGUAAUUCAAAUGAACUUGACCGGGAAUUCUGGCUUCUUCGUCGGUUAGCAGAUAUUGCUCCUAUAGCUGGCUUUAUUGAAAUACCUCAACAUCAGUUACAAAAAGCAUGUAACUCAAUCAAAUCAAAACAUCAUGGUUUAAUAGCUUAUGUCGAUCCGGAUGAUUAUGAUGUACUUCGUUUUUGGAUCCGUGGAUUUCAUCCACAUUUUAAUGCUACUCCAGCUUGUUCUACUAUUUUUAAUUUGAAUGAUUCCAUAUCAACCCAAUCUGAACGUAAACAAGGCACAUUUAAAAAAUUAUUCAUACGAAUUUCUCAACUAUAUAAUAUAUUGGAACGAUCAAUAAAACGUAGUUAUUCUCCAAAUAUACAUGGUUAUGAAUCGGUAGAUUCAUUCACUACCGAAUCGGAUGGAUUUUAUUUCAGUCGAGUAUUAAUGUGUGUUCGGAGAAAAAAUAGUCAUAAUUUAGAUUUGAAACUUUUCGAAAAUGUACCUGUUACAGGUAUUGUACGUAAUUCAACUUUUGCUGAUAAUCUCUUAUAUCUUUUACCAAAUUUACGUACAAUUCCAUUGAGUAAAAGUUCACGUUUAGUUAUUUUAUUAAGUACAACUACAGCUGUAUGUUGUUUAGGUGUAAUUAGUCCUAUCGCUUGGUUAUUUGAUUCAAAUAAUUAUGAUUUAGUAUUAGCUUGGUCUAUGGCUGCAACUUCUUGUGCCAUUACUACACUAUCUAUUGUAUGGGUUCGUUAUUGGCGUGCACAAACUAAUUUAGCUAAUAAUUUAAAGUAUAUGUUUUAGGUAUAUUAAGAACUUCAUAUGGUCAUUUUAAUGAAAUGCAAGCUAUCUUUUACUCCGUUUUGAAUUUUGCGCAAACAUCUAAGAGGCGCUAUCAAAUUAGUUCGUCAGUAUAGUAUCGUUUUAUCAAAUUUGGAAUAAAACUGGAGCGCUUUCUUCUUAUUUGAGACUCGUUAUUUGAAUGUACCCACCACAUCCCAGUGUUGUCGCCUUAUACACCUACAGUGUGUUAAUCGCUAAUCUACUGAAUUCAGAUAACCAUUAACUUGUUCAAUCUGUACAAUAACUCUUUGUAAAGCAGUAUCUUUGUUGCCAAAGCUCUGGACUACAAUCAAUCAAUAUUUUGUUGAAAUUGGCGCAUGAACAAGAAUUUAAAGCAGCUUUACUUACAUAUGCUUUGUUGUUAAGACCCACUGACAGUAAUACUGCCUUAACUCCUGUACAGUUGGGUUUUCGCGCUGAAUCUUGGAUUGCUAAACACUUAUCACCUCAAUCUCAUAUUUCAUUACCAUCUUCAAUUGGUGCACCAAUCACAGGUGAUUCUCCUGAUUCACAAUUUAACGGUGGCUCUGGUCCACUAUUCGACUUAUCAUUUGAUGCAAAUAGAUCUUUACAAAUAUUACGACGUUUAGAUCUGGUUCGUGGAUCGGAAUCAUCACCAAAUGCAGUUAGUCCCGAGACAGCAUCUGUAGAUAUUCCAAAUGAUGGUUUAUCUAAAUCAAUUGGAUUAGAUCGUCUCUGGGUGACGGAUCCAUUAUUUAAAGAAUUAGAUUUAAAUUUGUCAAAAUCAAAUGAAUGUUAAUUUUCAUAUAAUCUUAAUUGAAUUUAUGAUUUAUUGUUGUUGGAACGCAUUAACUAAUCUUUUUUCUAGAACAUAAAUAUGUACUUGUCGAAUGUCUUUUUUUCCCUAUACAAUAGCACACAACAUAUCUUAUUUAGUUAUAGUAUAGGAAAGUUUCAGUUUCGUAUUUUAAACUAUUUUUAAUAUAGACUAUAAUGAAUUCCAUAUUGCUCCCCGUUAUUUUGGAACACAAAAAGCAAAAUAUUUUUCUCUCUAACCUUUCAUCACCUGUUCUUUAAUGAAUUGUUUUAAUUUUACAUGAAGCUAAUGAACCAUAAAUUUGUUGUAUAUUACUCUUUUUUCUGCAAACAAAAUUUAGUAUAAACCAUUCCCCCUUUUAAAUUCUUGUUUACACGUUAAUUUCUAAAUGUUUAUUCAGUGAAACUUUGGCCUCAAUAUUAGUUUAAGAUCUCAUGAAAUAUAGUAUAUAUAUAUGUAGAAAUAUUAUGACUUACUAGUAUUAUCAACAUACCCAAACUUGCCUGUUAAAAAAAUAACAAAAAAACAAUCCAUCUUAGGUAAAUAGUGGAAUCCCACAAAAUACCUUGAUUUCCAUCAGAUGAUGUCAAAAUAAAAUCGCAAUAGUAAGGAUUUAC
Messenger RNA from Schistosoma rodhaini, 2692 nucleotides. Lineage: Eukaryota; Metazoa; Platyhelminthes; Trematoda; Strigeidida; Schistosomatidae. The record is from the annotation of a GenBank genome assembly.